Lagenorhynchus albirostris (white-beaked dolphin) is the source of this 2937-nucleotide messenger RNA. RefSeq names its product OTU deubiquitinase 1 (gene OTUD1). Lineage: Eukaryota; Metazoa; Chordata; Mammalia; Artiodactyla; Delphinidae. Gene Ontology annotation, molecular function: cysteine-type deubiquitinase activity. The record is from RefSeq and is a predicted model, not a curated record. The transcript has a single exon. The coding region runs from base 248 to 1699 and encodes 483 amino acids. Gene Ontology annotation, biological process: protein deubiquitination.
CGAGCGCGCCGGCAGGGGUCGAGCGCGCGUCCCCUCCCCGCCCCCACCGCGUGCUGUGGCGCAGCAGGAAUUUGGCGGGGCCCCGGGCGCUAUAUGCGGCUCCUGACGCGCCGGCGGCCCUUUGGUCAUUGCUAUUCUCGGGGCACUGGGUCACCGCGCUCGGCCGGCCCCCUCUCCCGGGCCCGGAGGGUGUGUCCCCUCACCGGGGCUCGGCGCGCCUAUAAGGGGCCGAGCGGCGGGCAGGGACAUGCAGCUCUACAGUAGCGUCUGCACCCACUACCCAGCCGGGGGCCCUGGUCCCACGGCCGCAGCCCCCGCUCCGCCCGCCGCAGCCGCCGCCGCCCAGUUCAAGGUAUCGCUGCAGCCCCCGGGACCCGCCGGCGGCGCGCCGGAGCCCGAUACCGGUGAGUGCCAGCCGGCCGCGGCCGCCGAGCCCCGCGAAGCCGCCGCCGCCGCCCCCGCCGCCAAGAUGCCCGCCUUCUCCUCCUGCUUCGAGAUGGUGUCUGGGGCCGCCGCCCCCGCCUCGGCCGCCGCCGCCGGGCCGCCCGGCGGGUCCUGCAAGCCGCCGCUGCCGCCGCACUACACGUCCACGGCUCAGAUCACCGUGCGGGCCCUGGGCGCCGACCGGCUCCUGCUGCGCGGCCCGGAGCCCGGCGCCGCGGCGCCCGCCGCCCCGCGCGGCCGCUGCCUCCUGCUGGCUCCGCCAUCCGGCGCCCCGGUCCCCCCGCGGCGGGGCUCCUCGGCCUGGCUCUUGGAGGAGCUGCUGAGGCCCGACGGCCCCGAGCCCGCCGGCGUGGACGCGGCCCGCGAGGGGCCCGAAAGAAACUUCCGACUGAGCGAGCACCGCCAGGCCCUGGCCGCCGCCAAGCACCGCGGCCCCGCGCCGCCCCCGGAGAGCCCGGAAGCCGGCCCCGGCCCGUGGGCCGAGGAGCGCCCUGCGGAGAGGAGCCUCCGGGGCUGGGACAGGGCCGGCGACCGCGUCCACCCUCCUCCCAGCGCCGACGAGGCGCGGCGGCCCGACCCGGAGGCCGAGGCGCCUCCGGCGCGAAGCGGCGAGGCGGUCCCGGGUGGCGCGGCCGAGGCGGCGAUCGUCUCCAGGUCGGAUCCCAAGGAUGAGAAGCUGGCCCUGUACCUGGCCGAGGUGGAGAGACAGGACAAGUACCUGCGGCAGAGGAGCAAGUACCGAUUUCACAUCAUUCCCGACGGCAACUGCCUCUACCGAGCGGUCAGCAAGGCGGUGUACGGGGACCAGAGCCUGCACCGGGAGCUGCGGGAGCAGACGGUGCACUACAUCGCCGACCACCUCGACCACUUUAGCCCCCUGAUUGAGGGCGACGUCGGGGAGUUUAUCAUCGCCGCUGCUCAGGACGGGGCGUGGGCCGGGUACCCUGAACUUCUAGCCAUGGGGCAGAUGCUGAACGUGAAUAUACAUCUAACUACUGGCGGGAGGCUGGAGAGCCCCACGGUGUCUACCAUGAUUCACUAUUUGGGCCCAGAGGAUUCCCUAAGGCCUAGCAUUUGGCUCAGUUGGCUCAGUAACGGACAUUACGACGCGGUGUUUGAUCACUCCUAUCCGAAUCCGGAGUAUGACACUUGGUGCAGGCAGACUCAAGUGCAAAGAAAACGCGACGAAGAACUCGCCAAGUCCAUGGCCAUAUCCCUAUCCAAAAUGUAUAUUGAACAAAACGCAUGCUCUUGAAGUGGCUGAACCCCUCCACCCUGGGAAAAUUGCAGACCUAAUUUGUGUUUGGAGAAUUACAUGAACUCUAAUCAGGGUAAUAGCACUUUUAAACUUUCAAGUAGAUUUACUGUAGGUGUAAUGCCUUAAUUAUUUUUUUGAAUGUUUUCUCCUCAGAGCUGAAGGUUGCUGGGCACCUAAGUGAUGUUUCAUGAUAGCUUUGGGUGAUCCUACUGCUAUUUAUCAUUUGCUGUAUAAAGUUGGCACUACUUAAUUUGCAAGCUGGUUUCUCACAGUGUAAAUUUUGUUCAUUCCUGGUAAUCUAUUUUCUAUAAGAAUGUAUUUUUGCACAACAUUUUUAACAAUUGGUGUAUCUUCAUCUAUGAUGUGUUCCAUUUUGACACACAGCUUUCCGGCAUAAAUCCAGAGAAGUGCUUUAUAUGAAGUUUAUUAUUUUGAACAGAGUUUGUGAUUUAGUAUUUUUUGUUGUUGAAUUUUACAGUUCCUAAGUAAUUAUUUAAAAUGGGUAUUGAUGCAUUCAUAUUACCAGAUGAUUGGCCCAUUCCGUUUUGAUGAAACAGAUUUGUUGUUUGGAAAAUCAUUAUUUUUCUAGAAAUGGUCAACCUUUUAAAGAGAAAAUACUUAAGGGGAGGUUAUGGGAAGAAUUUUUUUUUUCUUUAAAGAAUAGUACCAGCUCUUACUUGAAUGAAAGUCUGAUAUUUGCUGAUGGCAGAGUGAUUAUUCUGUACUCUGGUUGAGGUUUAGAGUAGAUUGUCUGGUGCUCUCAAUUGUUUUUAUUUAUCAUUUUGUUGAAAAAAUAAUUUUAACGUGAUAGAAGACUUUGUGACGAGAUAAGCCUCCUGCUUUAUAUACAGCCUCUUGGAUUCACCCGAGAGAUUGAAAAACUAAUGGCAUAAAUGCCCCCAACCAACCUUGGCAGUUAUUUUCCAGCAGAAGAAUACUGUCUUCAUAGUCUAUUCCUUUUAAAUUCUUUCACAAGGCAAAAUAGGAUUGCCCUGUAUUAUGUACAAAUAAAAAUGUCUGUAUACAAGAGCUUGUAUGGUUUGCUGGGUCAAACAAUGUUUCCAACCUAAAACCUAUCUCAUUUCCACUUUAACUACUUUUAGUCGUAUUUAUUAAGUAAUGCAGUUUGUACUUUUUUAUUUUGUAACAUUUUGUGAUUUUUUUGUACAAUAUCGUAUUUGUACAAUUGAGCAAUUCUCAGCUGAUGGAAUGAAUGAAUAAAAUGUGUAAUUUUA